CUGAAUAGCUGCUCGAAUAUUAUUUGUUUCGUUUUCUUCUCUUUCUUCCAAAAAAGACUUCCGUACAGUGGUAUUUUCGGAGGUGUUUCUGCUAUGACUGUAAAGCAGUUUAAAACUGUUAACGGGUUUUCAAACUCAUUUUGGGGUUGGGGAGGUGAAGAUGACGAUAUGUCUAAUAGAUUGAAACAUGUUGGAUUCCACAUAGCUAGAUAUCCAAUCAAUAUAGCGCGCUAUAAAAUGCUUAGCCAUCGUAAGGAAAAAGCAAAUCCAAAACGAUACGAGAAGUUAGUCACUGGCACUAAAAGAUUCGACAUAGAAGGAUUAAACUCUUUGAAAUAUGAAGUUCGGGCUUUUGAACGCAAAGUAUUAUACACCUGGAUUUUAGCAGAAAUUAAACAGGAUUCGCACAGCUGAUUAGUGCAUUGGCAUCCUUUUUUACAAGAAUAUAACAGAGAAUGUUAAAAUUAGUUUUUAUAUAUUAUAUCCAUUCCAUUUAUGUACAAUAUUUUAGUAUUUUCAAUGAAAUUACAUGAUAUAACAUCGCAUUAUUCGAAUAUGUAUCUUGCCAAAGUAUGUCUUCAGAUUUGUAUUUUGGAAUUUAAUUUGAAAAUGAUAUAAAUUUGUGAAUAAAAGGAAAUUUAUUAUUAUUGAAAAAAA
Molecule: messenger RNA, 657 nt
Organism: Contarinia nasturtii (swede midge)
Lineage: Eukaryota; Metazoa; Arthropoda; Insecta; Diptera; Cecidomyiidae
Product: beta-1,4-N-acetylgalactosaminyltransferase bre-4-like
Exons: 4
Coding region: 94-414 (106 amino acids)
Biological process (GO): glycosphingolipid biosynthetic process; carbohydrate metabolic process
Molecular function (GO): N-acetyl-beta-glucosaminyl-derivative 4-beta-N-acetylgalactosaminyltransferase activity
Source: RefSeq, a predicted model, not a curated record